AUGACAGACUCUUCGCAGAGCACCGAGUCCAAGCCCCAACAACAUCAAAUGGGUAACGACCGUCUCCAAGUCACAACGCCAGAGCCCCACAGCAAUAACAAUAACAAUAACAAUAAUGGCUCUAAGAGAACCAAUUCCCAGACCGAGAAAUCACCUAGCACCCCUGGUCAUCUGGCGCCGUUCGACUGGGACGAGUUUGAAGCCCGUUAUGAGGAGGCUCUUGCCGCCGCUGACCGCGAUGAGCAGGAGCUUCUGAGGGAAUUUGAUGAUCUGGUCAAGUUCUUCAAUGUCUGGGCAUCAGCAGCCUCAGUCCACGACACUGAACGCGGCGUCAAACGGCUCCAGACAAGGGAACGCUACGUCCAGAUCGCCGAGCAGAGCUUGUUGCAGAAGAAGAAACAUCUCCAAGAGGUCGUCCGCGCAUUCCAAAGUGCUCUUGCACUCUUGACCCAGCCUUGA
Molecule: messenger RNA, 459 nt
Organism: Thermochaetoides thermophila DSM 1495
Lineage: Eukaryota; Fungi; Ascomycota; Sordariomycetes; Sordariales; Chaetomiaceae
Exons: 3
Coding region: 1-459 (152 amino acids)
Source: RefSeq, a predicted model, not a curated record